Molecule: messenger RNA, 2420 nt
Organism: Archocentrus centrarchus (flier cichlid)
Lineage: Eukaryota; Metazoa; Chordata; Actinopteri; Cichliformes; Cichlidae
Gene: mul1
Product: mitochondrial E3 ubiquitin protein ligase 1
Exons: 5
Coding region: 276-1334 (352 amino acids)
Biological process (GO): organelle organization; protein ubiquitination
Cellular component (GO): mitochondrion
Molecular function (GO): ubiquitin-protein transferase activity
Source: RefSeq, a predicted model, not a curated record
AGGCUGGACAGUGCGCACAAGCUGUUGCUAAUUGCCUGAUUAUGUGUCGACUGCAGUUUUCUUUCAGAGAGGCGUCUCAGCCGUCCUUUAAUUUACAGCUAAAGCGUAGCUAGCAAACUGCUAAUUUAGCCAAGCUAGCUCGUAAGCUCAGUUAAGGAAGUGAAGGAAACGCUAACUUAAGUAAACUCUCCAGCCAACGACUUGGAUUCAAACGAAGGGAUAUCUACUAGCGAAGACUAAUUUUACCAUCGGCCCUGAAUGCUGCAGAUCUCAGCAUGGAGUCCAGUGGGAAACCCUCAGCAGCACAGAUUGUGGUUUUAGCCACCAGCUCGGCUCUGACUGCUUUCUUCUAUUCCAUUUACAGGAACAGAGUUACAAUAGUUGCUAGAUUAAAGGAAGCAAAGAAAGUCUCCCUUGACCAGGAUUUGAAAGCCAUCCUGUCUGAAACUCCUGGAAGAUGUAUCCCAUAUGCCAUCAUAGAAGGUGUGGUGAGAUCUGUGAAGGAAACGCUGAACAGCCAGUUUGUUGAUAACUGCAAAGGCGUCAUUGAGAGGCUGACGCUGAAGGAGGAGAAGAUGGUGUGGAACCGCACAACUCACUUAUGGAACAGCACAGAGAAAAUCAUCCAUCAGCGCAUUAAUACAGUUCCAUUUGCCCUUGGGUCACAUGAUGAAGAUAUCACUACCACAGUCCGAGUCAUACGUCCAUUAGAUGCUGCGGAGUUAGAUCUGGAGACCACUUAUGAGAACUUCCACCCGACAGUCCAAUCCUUGUCCAGUGUUAUCGGUCACUUCAUCAGCGGGGAGCGACCGAAGGGUAUCCACGAAACCGAGGAGAUGCUGCGUGUGGGAGACAGCGUCACAGGGGUCGGAGAACUAGUCCUGGAUAACAACCUGAUCAAGCUCCAGCCUCCCAAACAGGGCUUCUGUUAUUUCCUCACUCGGCUGGAUCACGAGUCUCUCCUGAGGAAGCAGGGAAACAGCGUCAGACUGUGGAGGAUUCUGGCGGUUGUGUUCGGCAUGGCUGCCUGCUCCACGCUCAUCUACAUCCUGUGGAAGCAGUACAUGCACCGCAAACAGAGCAAGAAGGAGAGGAGCAUGCUCAAGGAGUUCAAGGAACAGCAGAGGAAGCGUUUGCGUGAACUUAAUAUAGAGGAGGGCAGCGUGUCCCCCACCAGCUGCACUGUCUGCCUGAGCCGGGAUCGCUCAUGUGUGUUUCUAGAGUGUGGUCAUGUGUGUGCCUGCUGCCAGUGCUACGAGGCCCUGCCAGAGCCGAAGAAAUGUCCCAUCUGCAGGGCACCUAUUGACAGGGUGGUGCCUCUUUACAACAGUUAAUGUGUCAAAGUCCUUAGCUUUUUGCAGUCAUUUGUCUUUCAAAAACUCAGUCUUAAAACUGACACUUGUUUCUGCUUUUACUGUGGCAAAUCUAUGUGCUGAAUAAGAAUGUGUCUACAGCUCCAAUCAAAUCUUCAAAUCAAAACGGAAAACCAGAAUUCAUCUUGACUGAGAAAGUGAAUUUCCCUCUGUCAUGUUCACAGAGAAAAGUAGCUCUUUUUGUGCUCGGACUCUAACAGAUCUUGGCCCUGCUUCCUCAUAAUCGAUCUAAGAGGUUAAAAGCAUUUUCUUGGGUGUGGAAAAAAGAAAAAUGCAGUUUAUCAGUUAAAAAGCUUGAAUGUUAUAGAAAUAUUUGUAAUUGUUUAGUGAGAAAACACCGCUUAAAGUGCAGUUGUCAACAGCUUUUGUUGCCAAAUUACACCAACACCCUUAGGAAGUUCCUUAAGAUUAAGUCACAACACUUAUAUAUACAAUAUGUAUUUGAGCACUUAUUAUGAAUAUCUUUGUCAUUCUUACAGGCACACCAUGACAGAAAAAUUUUAUUUCAGUCAGAAAAGUCAAAAAUGGUCCAUCACUGGUUACAGUUUGAUUUUGUUUCAGUUACUUUGUUAUUGACCUUGUACGAAAAUUACAAAUCUCAUACAAAGAGAGAAGAGGCAUUGUGCAAAAUGUAGCUGCUUUCUCUUGUCCCUGAAAGGUAGUCACAAGACAUAAAUAAAAAUUAGCAUAAGCAAUAAAAACUGCAGUUAAACCUCCUCUCAGACCCAUCUGCAGCUCUUUAGAGCCAGAGCAGAAGGCACUCUUUAAUGUGUGGGUAUCUCUACAAAUGGGUUAAGUUAUUUUGCAUUUGGGAAAAAUAGUUUUAAAAGGAUAAAGAGAUUGAUAAUACAAUGAUAUUGGCCUUAAGCUGCUUUUGGGAAACGGGGUCCGCUUUGUUUAUCUUAGUUUGUUUCCCUGCUGGCUGGCUUUUUUUUUUUUUUUUUUUUUAAUGUAUUUAUUCUUUUGCUCUAUUAAAGUAGCUUUACAUGAAUCAGUGCUCAGAAUGUUUUUUGUUUCUUUUUCUUUUUUUUUAAACUUGUGCUGGGC